Messenger RNA from Rotaria sp. Silwood2, 1212 nucleotides. NCBI's taxonomy places the organism in Eukaryota, Metazoa, Rotifera, Eurotatoria, Philodinida, Philodinidae. The record is from the annotation of a GenBank genome assembly.
AUGUAUCUAUUCGGAGUAUUUGAUGGUCAUGGUGGUCCUUGGUGUUCUGAUGUUGUUGGUCAACGUCUUUUCGAAUAUAUUGCAGUUUCUUUACGCCCACCAAAUGAUUUAGAAACAAUAAUGCAAAAAGCAAGAACAAUGUCCAGUCAUGAUCAUAGUAAUAUAUCAUCAUUACUUUUACAUUCAUAUUAUAAUCCAUAUAAAGAUAUGAGAAAUUCAAAAAUAAAAGAAAUUCAUCAAAUUAAUUUAUUAAAACAUAUUGAAGAAGUUUAUACAACAUUUGAUAGUGAUUAUACAGAUAUCAGUGGUGCUUUAGAAAGUGCGUUUAUUAAAUUAGAUCGAGACAUAUGUGCUGAAGCUAUACCAACUGAUACACAAACAAUCAAUGAAGAUUUAUUACAAAUUUGUACAGCUGGUUCAUGCGCAUGUGUUGCAUUAAUUAAAGAUACAGAUCUUUAUGUGGCUAAUUGUGGUGAUGCACGAGCUAUUCUUGGUACUAUGGAUGACAAUGGUAAUACAUCUGUAAUUCCUCUUUCCAGUAUUCAUAAUAUAAAUAAUAACAUUGAAACUAAACGAGUUUUAUCUGAACAUCCAUCAAAUGAAUAUCAUUCAGUUAUUCGUGAUGAUCGUUUACUUGGUUUAUUAAUGCCAUUUCGUGCAUUUGGUGAUAUACGUUUUAAAUGGCCAAAAAAUUAUCUUAAAGAAUAUUUACAACCAUAUCAUAAAAAAAGUAAUGCAAUACCACGAUUCUAUUUAACACCACCAUAUUUAACUGUUCGACCUGAAAUAAUAAAGCAUAAAUUAACAAAUAAAGAUAAAUUUCUCGUCUUAGCUACAGAUGGUGUUUGGGAUUCAUUAUCACCUGAAAAAGUUGUCGAACUUAUAUUUAAUCAUCAAAAAGGUAUACAAAGUUUUGACCGUUUUGUUAUAAAUAAAAAUGAACCUAAUAAAUCAUCAAUUAAAUUAAAGACAAUAAGUAAAUUAUUAUAUGAACGACAACAAGCAAUUAAAAAUCAACCAAUUGAUCAAAAUUCUGCAACUGAUUUAAUUCGUCAUGCACUUGCUUAUACAUCUAAAGGUCAAUUCGAUAGUAAACUUUUAUCAGAUGUAUUAACAUUUCCUCAUCCACGCUCAAUACGUGAUGAUAUAACAAUAACUAUUGUUUAUUUUGAUCAAGAUUAUAUUGAUCAAAUAGAAAAAAAAAUAAAAUAA